Messenger RNA from Phoenix dactylifera (date palm), 3182 nucleotides. RefSeq names its product Ribosomal protein S5 family protein. Gene Ontology annotation, molecular function: RNA binding; structural constituent of ribosome. Gene Ontology annotation, biological process: translation. The record is from RefSeq and is a predicted model, not a curated record. Gene Ontology annotation, cellular component: ribosome. NCBI's taxonomy places the organism in Eukaryota, Viridiplantae, Streptophyta, Magnoliopsida, Arecales, Arecaceae.
UGGCACAGGAGAAGCCUUGUGCCCAUCCUUCUCCGUCGACACCGACGAAAGGGGAGGAAACCGACAAUGCUCAAUUCGGGCGCAUCUGAAAUAGAUCGCCGACAGGUUUUCAUAAAUGAAAGCUUGUUAGAAGUUCAUCACCUCCCCCUUGAUGAAGAUCCUCGGCUUGAGUAGCUUGAGAGCAUCCACUUCUACCUCAAACCUGGCAUACCCUAGUUUUCGAAGUUAAUUGGUGAACCCGUUGGGCCAGCGGCCGACCGACCGACCGCCGCCGCAAUAUUCUAGAUCGAAUCUUUUUCCCAGUACUCUAGUAGGAGGGAGAGGAACCGUAUCCACACCACUACUCAAUUCAGCGACUUGACGCUUAAGACAAAAUCCGGCAUCUAUUGCUCCAUGGCCAAAUGUUGGCCAUCCACCAACCACGAGUCACUGGCGAGCGCUGCAUCCUUGUCCCCCUCGCACCUGAAACGGAGGGUCAGGUGCUCCUCCACUAUCGGGAACGACUCGACAUCGUAGUCGAGCUUCCCCUUGAGCCUCAGUUCCCAGGCGACCCACUCCGUCGGCACUCUUUUCCAAACUUCGGACAAUAAGCAUCGUAGACGCUUAUGCCCUCCAAGCCUUCCCCACCCGCUCUGAUGGCAGCUCAAGCAUCUCCGUGAAGUGCCUCUGGAAGGUCUCGAGCUCCUCCUCCGUUAUGUGAUGGCUGGUCCACAUUGGUUGACGUGGUGGCGCCUGAGCCACCGUCGAUCAAGAGGGUAGCUUCUCCACCCCUCUAGGAGCUGGCCGAUCACCACCUACAUCCUUCCACUUAGCCUUCCGUUCCUCCUCUGCCAUCGCCUCCCCGUCUUCUCCGUACAUUCACUCAUCUCCGUGGACUACCAAGUGCUCUAUGAAAAGUCGCUGAGUCGCACAAAGACUGAUGCACUCACCAACCGGUCUUGAUUCAAGUCUAUUCAGAUCCAUCCUGGAACCAAACAGGCCAAGAAGUGACUCGCAUUUGGGGGUCGGGAGGGUUUAUUAGGGGUCAAGCCUGGCCAUGCAUCUUCAAACGUCACCGAUAUCGACCUUUAAAUCCUGGCCAUUCGAUAAAACUUCAAAGGUCUAGAAUUUCUCAAUUAUAAGAAAACCCUGAGCUUCGCUCGAGCUCGCUCUCGCGGCCCUCUCCUUCCGUCUCUUCUCUUCAUUCCGAGCACCCUUUCAUUCCGUUGGACGUCUAUUUACCUCCGCUCCCGUUCCCGUUCCCGUUCACUCAUCUUCAUUGGUUUGGGCCGCUGGUUAAGUAGCCUGCGGUCGCCGCCUCCUGUUUUUCUUCUGCGACGCAAUCGGUCGAACGAGAGAUGGCCGUAAUAACCACCGCCAGUAAAGCCUUCAAGGCGCCAUGGGCUCGCCUCCUCUCUCUGCGCUCCCUCUCCCAACUUCCCAACGGCGCCGCAAUCCAUCUCGCCGCCGCGCGAAGGCCUUCGAUCCGGUCCCUCCUUCCCCCCUCAAAAGCCGAGCCCCAGCUCGUCCGUUGCUUCUCGGCCAGUACAGUGAUGGGGGACCGGGUGGUCCAGGAGCUGCUGGCCGAGGUGGAGAGGGAGAAGCAGCGAGAGAGAGAGGAGAAGAAGAAAGCUGGGAUAGAGGUCGACGAGGAGGAAGAAGAGGAGGACUACAUGGGGGUGGGCCCGCUUAUAGAGAAGCUGGAGAAGAAGAAGGUCAAGGAUCUCGACAAUAUCGAUCAGUUCUGGGCGCCCACCGACUCCGAGAGCGAUGACGACGAGCGCUUCUCGCCUGACGAGGUGAAGAAGCGUGCGGAGGAGUUCGAGAAGAAGUGCAAGCGGCAUGCGGAGCUGCUCAAGAACUUCGCUGAGGCUGAAACUCUGGAUGAAGCUCAUAAAUGGAUGACAAGAAUUGACAAAUUUGAGGAGCGAUAUUUGAAACUGCCAUUGGAGUACAGGGUUAUCGGUGAUUUGAUGAAUCGCCUGAAGGAGACAACUGAGAGAAAAGACAGAUUCAUUCUUCUACAGAAGCUAAAUCGUGCUGUGAGGCUGAUGGAGUGCAAAGAGGCCUAUGACCCAAACAAUCCUGGAAAUUUUGGAGUCAUCCAGCGUCAGCAUGUUGGUUCUCCCGAGGAUGUGGUGGAUAAUGCUGGAUUUGAAAGGGAAAAGCAAAUGAUUCAAGGGGCCAGUCUUGGAGAAGAUGACGAAGAUUUCUCUGAAGCAAAAGAGAAGGAUGAUUUACUAUUGGAGAAACUAAAUGCCAUAGAGAAAAGGAUUGAGGAGAAGCUGGCAGAACUGGACCAUACAUUUGGAAAGAAGGGCAGAGUUCUGGAGGAGGACAUCAGAGAGCUGGUAGAGGAGAGAAAUUCUUUGACAGAAAAGAAAAGAAGACCUCUCUAUCGGAAAGGCUUUGAUGUGAAGGUAAUCGAUGUAAAUCGGACAUGCAAAGUUACAAAGGGAGGGCAAGUGGUGAAGUACACUGCAUUGCUUGCUACUGGAAACUACCAUGGAGUUGUGGGUUUUGCUAAAGCUAAAGCUCCAACAGCUCAGGUUGCUAUCCAAAGGGCAUAUGAGAAAUGCUUCCAGAAUCUUCAUUACGUGGAGCGAUAUGAAGGGCAUACUAUUGCUCAUGCAAUCCAUAUGAAUUAUGAGAAAACCAAGGUAUACCUCUGGCCAGGUCCAAUGAGAAGUGGGAUGUCAGCAGCAAGCAGAACUGUUGAAACUGUCCUGCGUCUGGCUGGUUUCAACAAUGUCAAAUCAAAGAUCAUUGGCUCAAGGAACCCACUUAAUGUUGUGAAGGCUCUUUUCAAAGCAUUGAAUGCUAUUGAAACUCCGAAGGAUGUCCAGGAGAAGUUUGGACGAACUGUUGUUGAAACAUACUUGUUAUGAAGCAAUCACAUCGGAGCACUCCAUUACAAUAUAAAAAAUUCUUCUGUUUGCAACAUUUCUUGGUGUUGCAGGCUACGGGGAUAUCUCUCCGCAAGCUAAGCCAAAUCCUCUUGAUAUUUUUUAGGUUGUUAGCCAUUUUUGCAACCAUCCUCUCUUUCCAGUCUAUGUACUGAAUAAUCACAAGCAACUUGCAUGUCCGCAUAAUGUAUAUGAAGACGAGAUAAGAUUGGAUCAUGGUUUUCUAGGCAUGACAGACUUUUCGAUGAGCAUAGUUGAGAUCUCACGCAGGUAAAUCUGCAAAGAUACCCCUAUCAA